Symbiodinium sp. CCMP2592 is the source of this 1299-nucleotide messenger RNA. NCBI's taxonomy places the organism in Eukaryota, Dinophyceae, Suessiales, Symbiodiniaceae. The record is from the annotation of a GenBank genome assembly.
AUGUCGCGCUCCAGAUUCGUCAUGCCCUGCUGCUGCAUGCUCCUAGUUGCAGCGGUGCUUGCAUUGGCCGAUGCCUUCGUCGUGCCAUCUUCGCCACACGCAUCCUCGGCGCCCAGCCGCAUCAACAAGAUCGACAGGGCUGAGCCAAUGAUUUCGAGCGAUGCAGGCGCUGUGUUCAUGUCAGUUCUGGCUGGUCUCAUCGUGGGAGUGGCCGUGCCGGCCAGCAGCUUUGCAGCCUACGCAGAGAUGAAGAAGGUGGCAGAGAAGCUGCAGGCCCGGGAUAGUCAUGGUUCCGUGUGCGGAUGCCAGUUGAUCACUCCAUGUCUCACGGAAGUCACAUGUGGUUGCCCUCGGCCGAGUCAGAUCCAGGCGUGCUUGAGAGCAUUUGCGGCUUGCAACAGAUCUUGCAACCAGAGCUGUCCCACCCAGCAUCCCUCGUGCGGCAUGUCGCGCUCCAGAUUCGUCAUGCCCUGCUGCUGCAUGCUCCCAGUUGCAGCGGUGCUUGCAUUGGCGGAUGCCUUCGUCGUGCAAUCGUCGCCACACGCAUCCUCGGCGCCCAGCCGCAUCAACAAGAUCGACAGGGCUGAGCCAAUGAUUUCGAGCGAUGCAGGCACUGUGUUCAUGUCAGUUCUGGCUGGUCUCAUCGUGGGAGUGGCCGUGCCGGCCAGCAGCUUGGCUGGCACGGGUGGGCCGAGACCAGACUUCCAGGUGGUUCGACCAGGCUUCAUGCAAGGCAUCGAUGCCGCUUUGGCUGCAAAGAAACCCGGCGAGAUCGACUAUGUCACACGCAGCAGAAUCGAGGCAUCCUACUUCCCACAAGUUCUGGAAGAGCUGAAGCAGGAGAAGGUGAAACUGGAGGCAGCUCCCAGCAGGCAGGAGCGUCUCAUGCAAAACAUGCAGCAGAUGCGGGAGUAUGCGAAGCUGGCCGUGUUCAACACCUCUGAAGUGGCACUUGGGCAUCGCUUGAUAGACCACGAGGACGUCCAGAUCAGAUUCCCAGCCGCCGCAUCCUCUAGGCCGCAGGUUUCCAGCGCCGAGCCGGGUGAGGCGAGCUACGACGGUCAGAGCGAGGUCUGUUGGAGGAUCCCCGUCCUGGACAAGAGUGAGCCAAACGGCAAUCUCGAGUUUGUGGCGAAGACGGACUCCGCUUCGCUGCUGCCAUUCACCUUCGAUGCUGUCAGGCGGGGUGCCACGAAGUGCCCGAUGGACAUCAUUGAGUGCUACCACAUGGAGAAGAAGGACGCUAUCGCAUUUGCGUGCGAGAAGUCCUGCACCUACUCCUUCCGGAUCGGUGCAUGA